AUGAUCGGCGCACCUUUGAAACCACUAGAGGAAAACGGGAAAAGAAGAGAUAGUACUAGUUCAAUCGAUGCUUCUACUUGUACUGUUCAGGAGACUAUGGCGUCCGGUGACAAUUUUCUAGCCGGACUCUCACGUGUUGAACAACCAGCGCGCCAACUAACUAUCGUGACCAUGUCACAUGCCGAGCAUAUGGGCCUCAUUUUCCCAAACUGGGUUCGCUUGUGUUAUCGCCGUGGCCCAAUGGAAUACACGCCCUACGAUAUGAAUAUGCCUCCAAAGCUCGUGCCUCGUCCACCUUUGCAUUAUAAAUUUGAUCCACCACUCACCGAGCGUGGACAUAUCGUUGCUGAAACAUAUGGUCGUGGACUGAUUAGUCAUGGAGUUCGCCCAUAUGAAAUAUUCUGUUCUCCGGAUAUGAAAUCAGUUCAAACAGCUGCUGGUGUGGUGAAAGGACUCGGAUUAUCUUUCACUUCAUUCUUUGGUCUUGGAUAUCCAAUUAACACUCAAUAUAUUCCACUCCGUGGAGGAAUUGUUCCGUCUGAAAAUAUCGAAUCUUACAAUUUGCGCAUCCAGUCAUUCUUCAAUGAGCGUAUCGCUAAAAUUGAGCAAAAAUAUGUGAUUGUAAUUUCUGAUAAUGUGAUGGUUGACAUAUCUCAAAACAUUCGUAUAGAUACGGUCGAUGAUAUUUUGAAAAGCACGAGAAAGCAUACAUGUCAACGGAAUUUCAUUUCACUUCAGAAGGGAGAGGCCCACCUUCUCCAGGAUCCGGUCAUGCCACUCACCAAAAGUCUCUAUUGUGUGAAACCAUUCUAUUGGUCGGAAGUUCCAUUGAAACUGUCGGUUCCAAAUCAUCCGGAACUUAACCAGAAUUAA
This is a messenger RNA of Caenorhabditis remanei, 873 nucleotides long. RefSeq lists its product as uncharacterized. The transcript is spliced from 6 exons. The record is from RefSeq and is a predicted model, not a curated record. The coding region runs from base 1 to 873 and encodes 290 amino acids. NCBI's taxonomy places the organism in Eukaryota, Metazoa, Nematoda, Chromadorea, Rhabditida, Rhabditidae.